Messenger RNA from Colletotrichum chrysophilum, 1182 nucleotides. RefSeq lists its product as uncharacterized. Gene Ontology annotation, molecular function: NADPH dehydrogenase activity; FMN binding. The transcript has a single exon. Lineage: Eukaryota; Fungi; Ascomycota; Sordariomycetes; Glomerellales; Glomerellaceae. The record is from RefSeq and is a predicted model, not a curated record. Bases 1 to 1182 code for a protein of 393 amino acids.
AUGUCUACCGCCAACAUUUCGGAGAGCAAGCUGUUCCAGCCUCUCAAGCUGGGAAACUCACAGCUCAACCACCGCAUAGCCAUGGCUCCUCUGACUCGCUACCGCAACGAUAAGAACCAUGUAGCGAUGCCAUUCGUCCCUAGAUACUACGGCGAGCGUGCCUCAACUCCGGGAACUUUGAUCAUCUCCGAGGCUACUGGUGUGUCGAUGCAGGAUACCGGAGUCCCAGCAGGCCCGGCUUUCGUGACGGAUGAGCAGGUCGAGGCCUGGAGAAAAGUCAUUGCCGCGGUUCACGAGCAAAAGUCAGUGUGGUUCCAACAAAUCUGGGGCCAAGGUCGAGCAGCAGACCCCGAAUACCAGAAGGCACGCGGUUUCAAGUACAGGUCGUCCAGCGCAGUCCCCAUGGAGCCGGGCGCUGCUGUUCCUGAGGCGAUGACGGAGGAAGAGAUUUUGGAAUUCAUCCAAGACUUUGUCGCAACUGCCAAGAGAGUGAUUGCGGCUGGAGGUGACGGAAUCGAGAUUCACUCGGCUCACGGCUACUUGUUGGAUCAGUUCCUUUCGGAUUCGGUCAACCAGCGUACCGACAAGUGGGGUGGAUCUAUCGAGAACCGAUCUCGCCUCACUCUCGAGGUAACGAAGGCUGUCGUUGAGGCGAUUGGCGCUGAGAAGGUGGGCAUUCGUCUCUCCCCCUACGCCUCUUUCCAGGGCGCAGAGUCAUCGAAUGUCCACGAACAAUACGGCUACCUCGUCGGCGAGCUAAAGAAGAUGAAUGUCCCCUUUGCCUACUUGUCUCUGGUUGAGGCUCGUGGCGACCCGGCAAAACUACUGGUGCCCAGCCAGGAUCCUUCCAUCGAGCAACAGACCCUCGACUUCAUUCUGGAUAUUUGGGAUAACUUGUCUCCCGUGAUUGUCGCUGGAGGCUACACACCUGAGACAGCGGCGAAGGCCCUGGAGACACACUACGCGAAAUGGGACGUCAUCGUUGCUUUUGGUAGAAGCUUCUUGGCCAACCCUGACUUCGUCUACCGCGCGCAGCAUGGUAUUUCUCUCAACAACUACCACCGGCAGUCCUUCUACAUCAAGGGCUCAGAAAUUGGAUACAACGAUUACCCAUUCUCGUCGGAGUGGAUUGACGCCCGGAGGGAAUGGGCCAUUAAGAACCUCGAAUCGAACUACAAAUAG